AUGAGCAUUUACCGCUGUCACAAGAUGGCGUCCUCUCAAACUACGCGGCAAAAUGGUGAUUACUACCAAGAAAACUACGAGGUCGAGCCUGCAGUUGGGGAAGAACUCCCAUCCGAAUUGCAGCAGGAACUUGCCCGGAUGGAAAAGCUGUUUACGGUCGAUACAGCCAUGUUAAAGAAGGUUACGAAGCGGUUCGGCGAGGAGCUGCAGCAAGGGCUUGAAAAGGAUUUCCAAAAUAUUCCGAUGAAUCUUACCUGGGUGACAUCGUGGCCCACGGGCGAAGAGAAAGGCACAUUUCUCACGCUUGACUUGGGCGGAACAAACCUGCGCGUCUGCCUCAUCACACUUGGAAAACGAGGUGAACCAGACCUUGUGCAAGAAAAGUACAAGCUACCCGAGUCCAUCAAGACAGGAUCUGCGGAUGAGCUUUUCGAUACUAUGGCAACAUCAUUGCAGGAGUUCCUCGACAACAAUCCGGAACAGGCACAGAAAUGGAGCAAAGACUCGCCCUUGCCAUUAGGAUUUACGUUCAGCUACCCUGCUACGCAGGAAAGGAUCGAUCACGGUAUACUCCAGACUUGGACCAAAGGGUGGGAUGUCAAGGAUGUGGAAGGAAAGGAUGUCGCGGAGUUGCUGACGAAAGCUAUACAAAAAAGGAACCUCCCAAUUAAACUUGUCGCUCUGGUCAACGACACCACCGGAGCAUUAAUCGCUUCCGCGUACAAUGAUCCCGAAACCAUCGUCGGAGCCAUCUUCGGUACUGGAUGCAAUGCUGCUUACAUGGAGAAGCGCAAGGACAUCCCAAAACUAGCUCGAUACAGCCAGUCGAGCACCAUGAAAUCGAAACCAAGCUCGAAUCAGGAUUCCCAGACCAACGAUGCUGACGACGAAGGGACGAUGGCCAUCAAUUGCGAAUACGGCGCCUUUGACAACUCACACUCGGUCCUCCCUCGCACCAAAUACGAUGAAAUCAUCGACGAAGAGUCGCCCCGACCUGGCGAACAGACCUUCGAGAAGAUGUCCGCAGGACUAUAUCUCGGCGAGAUAUUCCGAUUGGUUCUUGUCGAUCUGAGAGACCGGGGUGUUGUUUUACAGGAUAAGACAGCCAGUGGCGGGGGUGCACUAACAAGAUCAGACGCGGAAGGAGACCGAAAAGGUCUAGACGAGCCGUAUGCCCUUGACACCGAGUUUCUGGCCCUCGUUGAGAAUGACGAAUCUCCGGACCUUGUGGAGUCUAGGAAACGGUUCGAGGCGCAUCUACACCAUGCCCAGUCCAAGAAGCCUAUCUCACCUUCGCGGGAAGAACUCCUGUUCUUCCGUCGUAUUGCCCAACUGAUCGCCAUGCGUGGUGCUCGGCUUUGUGCGUGCGGCGUUUCCGCCAUCUGCCAGCGUCUGGGCAUUGACAAGGGGCAUGUGGCCGCCGACGGUUCUGUUGCCAUCAAGCAUCCUCACUUCAAAAGCAGGUGGGAGAAGGCUGUUGCCGAAAUCCUGGAAAUCGAGCAGGGCAGAGUGACCCUGACAAGCGCCGAGGACGGUUCGGGUAUCGGUGCAGCAGUCAUCGCCGCACUGACUCUCAAGAGCCACAAUAACGCAUACUGA
Exophiala dermatitidis NIH/UT8656 is the source of this 1599-nucleotide messenger RNA. RefSeq names its product hexokinase. The record is from RefSeq and is a predicted model, not a curated record. Bases 1 to 1599 code for a protein of 532 amino acids. Lineage: Eukaryota; Fungi; Ascomycota; Eurotiomycetes; Chaetothyriales; Herpotrichiellaceae. The transcript is spliced from 5 exons. Gene Ontology annotation, molecular function: D-glucose binding; fructokinase activity; ATP binding. Gene Ontology annotation, biological process: glucose 6-phosphate metabolic process; intracellular glucose homeostasis; glycolytic process. Gene Ontology annotation, cellular component: mitochondrion; cytosol.